ACGAACGCACCCUUCCUAAGCCUUUCACUUCCGGGAUAUCAUGACUGUCAAAACAGAAUCUAGAAACAUCUUUCUGAAGCUAUAUAGUCGAUGACAGACUGAAAACGGUAGUGACGACGGUUCUGUUCCAGAUUCAGAAAAAAUCAUCAAACUGUAAUGGCGUCUUAUUUUGAUGAACAUGAUUGUGAGCCUCUGAAAGAUGGCGAACAACCGAAUCACUUGUUACACAUGGCAAGAUUACUCCUGGACAGCGGACUUGCAGCUGAAUGGGAUCUAGAAUAUGGCAGGGUUUUUGGAGGAGAGGGGAAAUCUCCACCUGCUUCAAAGAAGGUUGUGGAAUCAUUACCUACCCACCUGGUGACACCUGCUGAAGCUGCUCUGGAGAAGAAAUGUCCUGUGUGUUUAGGUCUGUUUGAUGAGGAGGAUGAACUUAAGGAAAUACCAUGCUGUCAUCGGUUCCACUCCAAAUGUAUCCUACCCUGGCUAGAGAAGGUAAACAGUUGUCCUCUAUGUCGUCAUGAAUUACCUACUGAUGAUCCUGAUUAUGAAGCAUACAAAAAACACAAAGCUAGAGCAAAACAGCGAGAAUUUGAAAUGGAAGAGCUGCACAACUCCAUGUUCGGAUGAGAUUGUUACAGGAAAGUGACUAGUAAGAACUGAAGGAUAUGAUAUAAAAUUAUCAGUCUCCAAAUCAAAACUGACAGUUUGGUUUACACAGAAUUCACAUUGGAAAACUAGAGUAGCUAAAGACAGGCUAGCCAUUGGCUUUCUCUGUGAAGACCUCUGACAAUGUGCGAGUCUACCUACUGCCACAUUCCAAUCCUUAUAGGUGGAAUUAAGUGUACCAGCUGGGAGCUACUCAUGGGAACUGCUGGUCAUUCUCUGAGGGAGAGAUGAUUACUUAGUACUCGUGAGAAAAGUGAUAUAGAGUACACCAGAUAUAAUUUAUUUAUAAUGCAGCAGGACUGUUAAUGAUCUUAUUCCACAGACGUUUUCAUAUAUGUGUACGCUUUGUACCUCCCUGAACACUUCAGUAAUAAAGAUUGUGUUCAUCACA
This is a messenger RNA of Pecten maximus, 1057 nucleotides long. RefSeq names its product E3 ubiquitin-protein ligase RNF181-like. The coding region runs from base 157 to 627 and encodes 156 amino acids. Gene Ontology annotation, biological process: protein ubiquitination. The record is from RefSeq and is a predicted model, not a curated record. Gene Ontology annotation, cellular component: cytoplasm. NCBI's taxonomy places the organism in Eukaryota, Metazoa, Mollusca, Bivalvia, Pectinida, Pectinidae. The transcript is spliced from 6 exons. Gene Ontology annotation, molecular function: ubiquitin protein ligase activity.